UAUAGAAAUCCAAUCGUUGUGAAUGCGUGAGCUUACAUAUAAAGUUGUUGUUGCUAAUAGAUGGUAUCUCUAAUUUCUUGCUUUCUAUCUGCUGUAAAUGCCUUUGCCUUCGUUCGCCCACAUACGCACAAUCUAUAAGAGAAGCGAGGUAAUCGAAUUUUGAGAAGUUAUGAGAUACUGCAAGUCUGGAACAUGACCUCUUGACAUUAACUCGGGCAUCUCAUCCUUCAUAUAUUUGAAUUCCCGUCUUUUUGUUUUUGUCGUUCCAUCAAUUAUCAAGGGUUCAGCCAAUCAAGAAAAUGGCGACAGUAGAUCUAGAAAUGAACAACUCGGUAGAGAGCUCAAAGUUUCACCUUGUUAAACUGUUUGAAGAACAUUAUCCUUCUGGUUUUCUCAGAAAGGUGGUGGCAGAGGUUAUAGCAACCUAUCUGUUGGUCUUUGUGACAUGUGGUGCUGCUGCGAUUAGUGCUAGUGACGAGCACAAGGUCUCAAAACUAGGAGCGUCGGUAGCAGGAGGGCUCAUAGUGACUGUGAUGAUCUAUGCAGUAGGGCACAUCUCUGGUGCACACAUGAACCCUGCUGUCACCACAGCUUUUGCAGCCGUCCUAAAUUUUCCUUGGAAACAGGUCCCAUUUUAUGCCGCAGCGCAAUUAACAGGAGCAAUUUCUGCUUCAUUUACUCUGAAAGUGCUACUAAAUCCUAUAAAAAAUGUCGGCACUUCUUCACCAUCUGGAACAGCUGUUCAAGCUCUCACCAUGGAAAUCGUCGUAACAUUUUCCAUGAUGUUCAUCACUUCUGCUGUGGCAACCGAUACUAAAGCUGUAGGAGAUCUGGCAGGUAUAGCUGUUGGUUCGGCAGUCUGUAUAACAUCCAUCUUAGCCGGCCCAGUAUCAGGUGGAUCUAUGAACCCAGCAAGGACACUGGGACCAGCAGUUGCUAGUCGAUACUUUAAAGGCAUAUGGGUGUACCUGCUCGGACCAGUGACAGGAACGCUCCUUGGAGCAUGGUCUUACAAUAUGAUUCGCGUGACUGACAAACCAGUUCAAGCAAUUCCUCGUCGUUCUUUAUCAUUCGGACCUCGCAGAAAGAGGGCCAUUGAUGAGCAGGCUCCGAGCAAGGGCCCUCUCCAUGCUUUCUGAAGAAAUACGGUCGUCGGGAAGUGACAGUCUUUCACAGAUUCCACGCCUCACAAUGUAUCAUACCAAGCUUAUCUUCUGUUAUUUUUCAAGCCUGUUUGUACCAUACAAGUUUUUGCCAAUGGAUUGGAGUUUAGAAAUAAAAAUGCAGUACAGAUGAUUCUGCAACUGUAUCAGCUUCACUCGUCACAAAGCUUGAAUGAUUUGAUAGGAACUACUGUCAAAGUGAAUUAAAUUCCAGUUUCUAAAGAUGGUUAAGCUGCGAGGGCCCUCUACAUAAGAAAACUUCAAAGCACUGCAGUUGAAUAGAAUUCCAAAAAAUAUCAACAGAUUCCUACCCUUCAACAUCGUAGCACUGAACCAAGCCACCAGCCUUAAAAAUUCAAAGCAAAAGCCCGACUCAUGAUUACGAUCUUCAUUUUGAGAAUAGUCUUUGAUUGAUAUUUCAUGUCUACAAAGUAGAUGCAUCUAACUGAAGUGUACAGGUAUUGUUGUGUACCAGACAUUACACAUGCCAACAGACGCAAAGUGGAUACAAUACAAAUAAAAAUGUCCGCC
Populus euphratica (Euphrates poplar) is the source of this 1694-nucleotide messenger RNA. Its product is annotated as aquaporin NIP2-1-like. The record is from RefSeq and is a predicted model, not a curated record. Gene Ontology annotation, biological process: transmembrane transport. Gene Ontology annotation, cellular component: membrane. The transcript has 5 exons. Gene Ontology annotation, molecular function: channel activity. The coding region runs from base 300 to 1139 and encodes 279 amino acids. NCBI's taxonomy places the organism in Eukaryota, Viridiplantae, Streptophyta, Magnoliopsida, Malpighiales, Salicaceae.